Molecule: messenger RNA, 595 nt
Organism: Lolium perenne
Lineage: Eukaryota; Viridiplantae; Streptophyta; Magnoliopsida; Poales; Poaceae
Source: RefSeq, a predicted model, not a curated record
UGUUGGGUUCAUUGACCCACACAUCGUUAAUUCACAUGUGUUAGAACACCACCCCGCCGACGUGGAGGAUGACCUGUGGCGGUUUAUUAGAAAACAGCAACAGAAAAGUGAUAUUCUAUUUCCUUACCAUUUUGGGUUCCACUGGAUUCUUAUGGUAAUUCAAGUUCAGACCUCCUCAGUUCUCGUCCACGACUCUCUGAAUAUGGAUCCGGCGCUUUGGGCCGACAUGAGAAAAAUGAUGCAAAAGGUUUGGAGACGGUUCGUAGAUACCAAGGUCGGUGAAUUCAAAAAAGAGCUACAUUUUAAAAUGGCAGUGCGGACGAUCGGGGAUAUUCAGCCACCGGGGACCAAUCUAUGUGGAUACUAUGUUUGUGAGAGGAUCCGGAGAUACUGCAAUGAGCGGGACCAGAAGUGUGAGAACAACAUCCUGAGGAAUAACCUCCGGAAGACGCUUAGUCCAGAAGCUCGCUUCCGACCACUUCAAGAGGAACUAGCUGGAUGGUUGGCGAGGGAAGUCAUCGAUCCUAGAGGAGAACACUAUUACGAUGACGUAGAACUUUAUAUGCACCAGAAUUUGUAACUAACUUGUUCAAAA